This is a messenger RNA of Chelonia mydas (Green sea turtle), 763 nucleotides long. Its product is annotated as zona pellucida sperm-binding protein 3-like. The transcript has 6 exons. The record is from RefSeq and is a predicted model, not a curated record. The coding region runs from base 15 to 572 and encodes 185 amino acids. Gene Ontology annotation, molecular function: acrosin binding. Gene Ontology annotation, biological process: positive regulation of acrosome reaction; binding of sperm to zona pellucida; egg coat formation. Lineage: Eukaryota; Metazoa; Chordata; Testudines; Cheloniidae. Gene Ontology annotation, cellular component: extracellular matrix.
CUGGAAAGAUACAGAUGACCCCAAACUCCCGGGUCUACAGCACAAGCCUGUCCUACAACCCCAACCCUGCCAGCAACCCAGGGAUCCUGAGAACCAGUCCAGCUGUGCUCCCUAUUGAGUGUCACUAUCCCAGUGCUCUUGAAGAACUUGCGUUGCAGAUGACUGGAGUGCUGAGAGAUCCUUCCAACGGAUUCCAGCUCGGGGAGGUCAUGCAUAUCCAAGCUGAUGUCAGCACUGGGAACCAUGUGGCUCUGAGGCUCUUUGUGGACAGCUGUGUGGCCACCCUGAGCCCAGACAGGGACUCCUCUCCCCAGUAUGCUGUCAUUGACUUCAAUGGCUGGUCUCCAGUGGAAGGCAUCAGAGGGGGCACAUCUCUCUGCAGCUGCUGUGAGACUGGGAACUGUGGGUUGCUUGGAGGACAGUGUGGGAGAGUGAACCAACCCUCUGGACAGAUGGCUGGGGAGGCGCUUCCAGAGAGAUGUGCCUCCCCAAGCAUGGUGACUCGGAGGGGGAAGCAGAGGCUGAUGUUGCUGUUGGACCCUUGUUCAUCCUUAAUGCAGCUGAAGGCUUAAGGUUUCAAAUGGAGGCAGUGAAGAUGUCGUUGGAGGGUCCAGAAGAGCCCGUGAUGAUCCUGGGGUUAUUUGCUGUGGCUCUACCUGUAGUUCUGUCCCUUGCUGCCCUGGUAACCAUGAUCAUAUGCAGAAAGCACAGACACUCCACUGCCUGAGCUGUCCGGGUUGUGUAACUGCACAAUAAAGAGUGA